Molecule: messenger RNA, 4784 nt
Organism: Thamnophis sirtalis
Lineage: Eukaryota; Metazoa; Chordata; Lepidosauria; Squamata; Natricidae
Source: RefSeq, a predicted model, not a curated record
GCACAGAGAGGGUGAAGGGUUUUUCUGCGUACGGAUUGGUUGAUUGGUUUUAUUGUACGGCGCUUCUUUGCACUCCGAAUUAUCCGUCGUGGCUUCGGUGGAGCUGCUGCGCGCGACUCCUUGGCUACUUUUCCCUGGUUAUACUAAGUUAGGGAGCUGCUCUCUAUGGAGUAAGCCCGUCAAACUCGGCGAGAUAUACUCCCCGAAAGGUGAAUACUAGGAUUAAAACAGUAGCAGUACAAAAGGAGAAAUGGAGGAAAAAAGGGCUGCAGUUUGUUGAGACUCGAUCGGCUUAAAAGAAGAAAUCCCGGAUUCGAGGGUUUUUACUGUUUUGUUGCAGCGAAGCCAAAGACAGAGAAUUUUUAUGGUGCAGAUGGAGCAAGAUUGAUGAUCAGACAGUCAAGGCGGACAACAUAAGACCCCUAUCAUUUACACAAGUUUAUAAGAAAACAACUGAAUGCAGGACUGUCCACAAAUUUGCAGAGACAAAAGAACAGCAAAGAAUACCUUAUUUUUUUUUCCAGUUGAAUGGAGAACACUAGAAUGAGUAAGAACAUUAUUGGAUGCUUCCAGAAUCUAUCCUGUGAAUUCUGUCAACGGGCUGAUGACUGUCCUGAAAAAUAUGGGGAAAAAAGGACCUUUGAGGACUGUAAUCUCACUGUUCAUUAUUACUGUGUAUUAAUGUCAAGUGGGAUUUGGCAGAGAGGUGAAGAUGAAGAAGGCUUUUAUGGUUUUUUACCUGAAGAUAUCCAAAAAGAAAUUAAUCGAGCUGCAAGACUGAAAUGUGCUAUCUGUAAGAAAAAAGGUGCUUCAAUUGGUUGUAUAGCAUCCAGAUGCAAACGAAGCUACCAUUUUCCUUGUGGAAUAGAGAAAGGAUGCAUUUUCCAAUUCAGAGAAACUUUUCCGUCAUAUUGUUGGAAGCACCGACCCACUCAAAAACGUCCUUCUAAUUGUAAAGGAUCAUCACAAUGUACAAUAUGUUUGGAGUUGGUUGAACAAUCACCUACAUACAACAUUUUGACAAGUCCAUGCUGUAAAAAUGCUUGGUUUCAUAGGGAAUGCUUGCAGUGUCAAGCUCUCAGUGCAGGGGUAUAUUUCUAUCGAUGUCCUGUAUGUAAUAAUAAAGAAAAAUUUCAGAACGAAAUGUUAAGAAUGGGUAUCCACGUUCCAGAAAAAGAUGCCUCCUGGGAACUAGAACAGAACGCCUAUCAAGAACUUCUUCAACGUUACCAACAUUGUGAUAUUAAAAGAUGUCUUUGCAAAAAUGGAAGAGACUACAAUGAGCCUGAUAGCAAAUGGGAAAUAAAACGCUGUCAAUGUUGUGGUUCGAGUGGAACUCAUUUGGCGUGUUCCUCACUAACAAGCUUGGAGCUAAACUGGGAAUGCAUUGAAUGUAGGACCAUCCUUGCCAAAUCAAAUGGAAGUACUCAGAAAUGGCGAAAGCGUUCUUUGAGUAUGCCAGAAAAAGCAGAUGGAGACAAUCUGAUGGAAGAUCCAUCACCCAAAUGCCCUAGACAGUCUCCAGGAUCCCAUCUUGGAAUCCAUAUCAGGUCCCCAAAGAUGGUGUGCUCCAAUGGUUUUACUCCGUGUUCCCAACUUGAUCUCCCCUCUUCUAAUAACAGAUUUUUAUCCCCAUCUGCCUUCAUCAGUCCUUCAGUAAGGAAUUUGUCUUUAAAAAAAAUGCAACUUGGAAUGCAGAAAAGAGAAGUCUCCAAAAUUUUGAGGGAAUUAAGAUUACAGAUUAAUUCCAAACCAACAAGACUGAAUAUCAUCAGGCAAAAUAUCUGGGGUAGUGCUCUAAAAGGAUUUCAGAAGCGGAACUUCAAUCCUGCUAACACUAUUGAAGUAAAGUAUAUAAACUGCAGGAAUAAAACAGAGGUGGAUCUCUGUUGCUCAUCAAAGGAAGAUUUUUUUCAAUUGCUGAUGCUUCAUCUUCAGAAUUCAUCAUUAUUUGAAGGGGACCACUCAAAGAAUUUGUCCUUUGAUUCUCAAGCUCUUAAAGAUAAUUUAUACUAUGAAGCAGGAAAAAUGAUUGCAGUUUCUCUGGUUCAUGGAGGCUCAUCUCCUAGCUUCUUUUCUAAAACCUUGUUUCACUGCCUCGUCUAUGGCACAGAGAAUGUGAAGCCAACAAUAGAAGACGUUGCUGAUAUAGGCGUUUUGCAAGCAAUAGAGAAGAUAAAAUCUGCCAGAACACUGAGCAACUUAGAAUCAGCAAUAAGUGAUUGCUCUGACUAUCUUGCUUCUAUUGGAUGUUUAAAACCUGUAACAGCACUACGUGAUAAGAACAUAUUGGUGAAUGAGAUUCUGAAUCACCAUGUCAUCAAAAGAACUCUUUUACCAUUUGAAAGCUUUAGACAAGGUUUGAAAACACUUGGUGUUUUGGAAAAAAUACAAAUGAAUCCCGAUGCAUUCUGUAGCAUAUUAUGUCACAAACCCGAGAAACUUUCAGCAAAACUUCUUGGUGAUCUCUUUACAAUUCAAUGUACAUCAGGAGCAGACAAGGCCAGAUGCCUUGAUUUCUGGAUGGGUUACUUACAGGAGACAGAAGGUGGUGAGUCAUCUGUAACUCUAGAGGAUAUUUUAGUAUUUGCAACUGGCAUCCGCAGUAUUCCACCCAUUGGCUUUGAACCUGAUCCUUCAGUUAUGUUUCUGCAUAUAAAAUAUCCCAUCGGAAAGAGAGAUCUUAACUGUUUACAGCUUCCAAUAACAAAAUCUUAUGAGAAUUUUAAAAAAGUUCUGGAUAUUGCCAUCCAACGUGCCCUAUUACAGUCAAGAGUUUGUUAGUUGCUACAAUGGAUACUGAAAACUGAAUGAUGAAGCACACAAGAAGCUUGCUACUUGCCUACUGGAAAACAGACAUUCAUCCUCACAGGUUUAAAACUUGAUCAUGGAAAUGCAUAAUUUCAGUCUUUACAUUUUGAACAGUGCUUCAAAAUGAUGAGCAAACAAAGCUUUUAAAUCAAUUUUGCAUUACAUUUGUUCUGGGUUUUGUUUGUUUUUUGGCCAAACCAGCAAGUAACUGGUGGUUUGAGAUUGUGGUGUUCCUCCUUUUUAUAUCAUAAAUGUUACACAUCAAAACCUCUGCAUUCAGGAACCCUUUCCAAAUUGUAAUAUAUCAACUUUUAUAUAUUGUCUUUUUGUGUAAAGAUUUGAAGCAUGGGUUUAUUUAUGUGGAUUCCUGAUUCAGGAAAUGUUAAUUUCACACACAGACUCCUUUAAAGCAUUCUAGCUCUUAAUUGUAAAUAUGAAAAAAACCCUAAAGAUUACCUCAUGUUAUCUUCUCUUAAAUAUUCAUAAUGCCUUGAACAUUUGUGGGAUUAUGCCCAAAUAAUUGUGUUUCCGUUCUGUAAUCAUUCUAUUUUUUUUAAAAAAAGGUUUGAAUAUAAAAGGAUUUUUAAAAAAUGCAUUGUAGGAAUUUUGUAGUCAGAAAAGCUAUAAUUGGUGUCAGAUUUGUUUUUUAACUCAGUUUCGUUAUUUCAGAUAGAGAUGGAAAUAUGUUUGGACAUAGAGUGCUUUAUCCUUGAAAUAACAGUUCUACCCUUGCCAGAGGAGUUCUAGCAUUAUUCUGACUAUAUUGGAAGAGGUCUAAACUUCAAUCUGUUUUAACUAAAGCAGCUAUUUCAAACCUGGAAUAGGAUGUUUCAUUCUGAAACUAUCUUCUAUAAGACUAUGCAUACUAUAGAAAAUGUAUGUAGAAGCAGAUAUCAUUUGAUUUAAAUUAGACUUUUAGAAGAAGGGUGAGAUGAAUUAGCUUUAUAUAUGUCCUAGAAAUACCAAAGUUAGAAAUGGCAUUCCCUACUCGGUACUUAACUAGAAAAAUUAUGCAUUUGAUUUCAUUUUUCUAAAAUCUAUUCUAUUGGAUGCAUUAUAGAUACACCAUGUAGAGUAUUAAAUCUUAUGAAAUAGGUGAUGAAAUAAUUUAUGCACACAUAACAUUUUCAUAUACAUGUAUGGAUACACCAACUGCUUUAAUUCAAAUUGAUAUGACAUUACUUUUACUAAAAGGAGAAAAAAGCAAAUUUAUGUUUUCCCCUGGACCACAUUUUCCUCUUGGUUUUGUUGGGUUGUGCUGAGCUGAAAGAUUAAUCACAGUAGUUUAUCAUUUAAAAGUAAUUUCUGUCAUCACUUAUUAAAUUGCACAAUAAAAACUUCUGGAGCUUAUCCAUGCUACUCUAAAUUGUUUGAAUUUCAAUUAUUGAACGUUAAUUGUGUGGGUGAAAAGUAUACAGUGUACACUAUACUGAAAUGUUAGGCAAAAUAUAUAUCAGAAUAUAGUAAUAAGGCUACUUCAUUAGUAGAGUUUCAUCCUUGGCAAGCAUAUAUAUUAGUGAUUUGAAAUAAAUCUUAUGGUAGGUUUAUGAUAUGUAUUUCAACAACUUGAAUUCAUCGGUAGAGAAAGCACUCAGCAUUAUGGAGUUAAUAUUUCAGCAGAAUGGAUGGAAUGUUUCUACUCCCACAGUUUCCAACCGCAAAUUUCAAUUUCUCAUAUUAAAGAAUUAAAAAAUGUGUCUGAAAGGGAACAUUUAUUUCCUGGCUUUUAGAAUUCUACUUGUCCUCUUCUGUAAACAAGCAGUUUGGUGGGCCUUAUUUUUGGUGUGAUUGAGAUAAUAUUUCAUUCAAAUUCUUUUCUCAGUGUGAAUUAAUUAAAUUCUGGCUACCGAACCAGACAAAGCUUGUGGAUCAAUGACAGAAAGUAUAUUACAAGUCUACUGAUUUACAAGUAGUCCUCAGCUUAGGACAAUAAUUGGUGCUGGAAUUUCCACUGCUAAGAUGUAAAGCACAAC